AUGUCUGUCAACACAGAGAAGCCCCACGUUCUGUUGCUGUGGCCGGACGACGCUCACCGUCACACGUUCACCAGCCUGUCGCCUAACACCCAGUAUUAUCUCCACCUACUGGCGGGCGACGAUUCCAAGGACAUCAAGAGUUUGGUGAGAGUUUGGUACAAGAUCUACUUUAUUUCCUACAUCUCUAGCCCACAAAACAGCAGAACAGGACAGUGGCUAAUGGAGAAAAACCACCAGCAGGAGAUAUCGAAGGGACACAUCAUGGAUAUGAAGGACUUUGAGGUGACGAAGAAGAGUGUCGUCGUGGACAGAUCUUCAACUUUAUUGCUACGCCUUUCGUCGCUAGACCUACUCGAAGACACCGCUCUGCUGCCUCCGCGUCACACUGUCAUUACAUCUGACUCGGAGUAUGUUACCGAAUCUUGGCCUACUGCAGAAAAACCACCAAGCUACCGUCCAGACCUGGAGGUGAACGUCCACCAGUCCUGCAGUUUGACGUCCGAGAAGACGGAAGCCAACAUGUCUCUGCAGGUUCAGGUGGACAAAGCUUACAUCGCUUUUCCUCAGAAAGAACCAAACAAUAUUCAGCUUGACCUCCAGGGGUCACAACAGACGUCUCUACAACAUCCCGGAGGCGGAUCCCUGAUUUACGAGUCUGUGUUCAACUCUUCAUUCCUGGGGGAAAGUGUUCAUGAAGAUGCGCCUGGACAGACAGUGUCUCCUCCUAUGGUCUUGGAGACCGAUUAUAUUGCCAACAGUUGCCUUGGUGUUGAGGCUUCUAUGAAGAUGGAUCCAGAGGAUACAACACAUUAGGGCUGCAACACACAUUUGGUUUAUAUUGUAAGGCUAAAAAAAGGCAAAAAUGGAAAAUCAGGUUAAAAAAAAGGGAAACAUUUACUUCAAAGUUCCAUAGAGGACACAGUGUUUAGCAUUUCUUUCUGUUUCAGUUGUUAGCAUGAGGAAAACUUCAGGCCACCCCACAGACAACAGAGUGCAG
Molecule: messenger RNA, 997 nt
Organism: Cynoglossus semilaevis (tongue sole)
Lineage: Eukaryota; Metazoa; Chordata; Actinopteri; Pleuronectiformes; Cynoglossidae
Exons: 3
Coding region: 1-813 (270 amino acids)
Source: RefSeq, a predicted model, not a curated record